AUGUUUUUGACUAUUUUAUUUAGGAAACACCACCUUCAGUGUUUAUGGAACAAAUUUGAAAACGCUCCUGUCAUUGUUAAUACAGAUGUUGUACGGACAGUAUAUAGAUUUAAUCAACCUACGUGUUCUUUUGGGAAUUGCCAAACGACAUGUAAAUACUCAUCUUCUUGCCUAAAUGGCUUACUCAAAAUAAAUGUACUGAACGAAGAAACAUGUGACAAAACUAAAUCAGAGUCUCCUGUUGAAAAGUUACUGACGCAUAGCCGUAAUGGUUUGAAGAAUUAUGGGAGUACGUGUUACUUAAAUGCAUUUUUGCAGCUUUAUUUUCGGUUCAAAGAACUUCGAAAAGCAAUAUAUGAUAUUCCAUCACAAGCUGAUGAAACCGGUAUAAUACACCAGCUACAAUUAAUAUUCAGUCAACUUCAGUUAAACAAUUCAGGCAUUGUUGAUCCAGGAGGUUUGAUUGAAGCAUUGCGGUUGUGUGAUACAGAACAACAAGAUGCUCCUGAAUUCCACUGUUUAUUUAUGAAUUUAUUGGAAGCACGCUUCCAGCAAGUUGGUGUAUCUGUUAUUGACGAUUUGAUUAGAGGAGAAUAUAUUUAUGAAAAUAGCUGUCUGAAAUGCGGUUUCACAUCUCGGUUACCUUCAAAGUUUUUAGAACUAUCCUUGAAAGUUUCUUCAAAGUCACUUCCAGAUUGUAUACGGGAUUAUUUAAAGGAAGAACAAUUAGUUGGCGAUAAUCGAUAUGCUUGUUCACAGUGUGGUUGUAAACAAGAUGGUAUUAGAAGAGCCUAUAUAACACGUGCUCCACCAUUGUUAUGCAUUCAGUUGCUUAGAUUCACUUACGAUUCAAACACUGGUCAACGUAAAAAGUAUAAAGCGUCUAUUCGUCUACCUGAUCUUCUUGAGUUGACAAAAGUUGUUGAAAAUCCAAAAAGUAAUAAACAUCUGAAUUGUGAACAUUCUGUUGAAUGUCUGAGUGUAGAUUCAGAUCCAUGUCAUCGCGCAUAUCGUCUCUGCGGUGUGCUUUUACAUAUUGGAAAUCAACCAACAUCGGGACAUUAUGUAGCUGUUCUUAGAGAUUCUUACAAAAGAAUCAAUUUGUCUGAUGAUAAAAACACAGAAUCAAGUACUGAAGAUGAUCCUCUUUUAAAAUCAAAUGAAUGUUGGAGUGUUUGCAAUGAUAUAGAUGUCUUCAAUGUACCGUCAAAUCAAUUUAAAUUAGCAAAAAUUAACGGAUCAGCUAAAUCAUUGCAAAGCUAUCUAGCCACUACUGAGACAUCGGAUUCAUCAAUAAACCUUACUAAAUCUGAUCAACCUUCUGAAAAGUGUUCUAGUCGUAGAGCAGCCAAAAAACCUCGUCAUGAUACUUCCUCAAAUGAUCUUAGUUUCACUGACCUCAAUGAAAGUAGAGAUUCUACAACUUCUAAGUGUAAAUCACUGGACGAUUUAUGGCAUAGUUCAACUAAUGCGUAUAUGGUAUUUUAUGAAUCGGUGGAUAAUUGUAAUAUGGAUGAAGAUAUAACAGUUCCUGGUGACUUACGCAAAACAAUUGAAGAAGUAAAUUUAACUGAACAACGAAAGCUUAUAUCUGAACAACAAAAUAAAGUGAAUCGUAAAAAUCAAUUACUUGAAAUACUGUCCAACCUGAAAUUACCUGAUCCUAUCAAUUCAUCAACAAAUAAUAAUACUCCGAUUUCAAUAAACACUCUCGAUAAUGUAUCUUUGGUAUCAACAUCUUGGUUAUGUGAUUGCCUUAAUAAUCCAUUGUUAUUGAGAGAUGCCUGUUUAACUGAUUCUCAGAUAAAAUCGCUUUCAAAACUCCAAGACUACAUAUUUCCCUCUUCUUUGUCAAAUCAAUCAUCUUAUGCCUUACGUACCUGUUCACAUGGCCAUGCUCCUACAGAUCUUGUUGCAGGUUCAUACAGAGCUGUUUCUACCGAAGGUCUUAAAAAGCUUAUUGAGAUUCUCUUCCCAAAAUUAUUUGAUGCCAUUCAAUCUGAAGAUGAUAGGUUUAAUCAAUUUCAACCAUGUCGAAAGUGUAUUACACUAAAUAUCGCAUUACUAAAAGUUGAAAAUGCAAUUAAAGAAUUAUCUAAAGAAUUGGACUAUUUUAUAAAAACUAAUCAUUUGUCUUCCUCAUAUUAUAAACGUCUUCAAAGUGAAAAGACAGACUCGAUUCCUUUGAAUCCUGAACCUGGAUAUUAUUUAAUUGGUAAGAGAUCUCUUCGUCAAUGGAAAAUCCUUGCACGUCAUUUCACACGAGCUUUUUACUCUGAUUAUGAUGAUGAUUCUAAGUUACCAACAACUGGCCAUCAUACACAAACAACAUUUAAUCAUGAUAUUCUUUGUCCUCACGGUCAAAUUUGUACAGAAAAUACACGUCAUUUACCAGCCGUACUUUGGCAUAAAUUAGUCGAUUUAUUUCCUGGUGUAAAAAUUCCUACAUUUCCUAUUCAUAUUCCUUAUGACAAUAACAAUAAUACAUCUAUCAAUCCCAUUAGUAUAUUCAAUAAAUCAGAGUCAUCUUGUUCUGAAUGUAACUCAGUACAAAAUGACUUGACAAAACGAGCAUUGUGUGAACGUCAAAUGCUUCCUAGCUUAUUCUUGUCAAAUGUUCAACGUAUGCGACUUUUACACUCUACCAGUCAAACAGUAAACACAGCUGUAAAUAUAAAAGAAGACACUUUAAGCAAAUGCAAAUUUAACUUUGAAAGGGUCAAUAAUUCUAAGUCAGAAAAUGUAAACGGUCAUUCUACAGAUACUGAUAAGGAAUUAAAAAAUUUAAAUACCAAUGCUAUUUACUUGAUUCCAAUGGGUUUUGUUAUACAAUGGAGGAAAUUUAUUCGAAAUCCAACAGCAGAUAAUUUACCCAGUUCGCUAUUAUCUGGCUUUAGCUCAGAUGGCGUGCUUUGUGAACAUGGUCAAAUGCUAAAAACAUGGCAAGCUCUUAUAAAUGAGUCAAUAUUGUGUCCCUUAACUUUUUAUGAAUGGGAUGUCUUGUCUCAUGCAUAUCCCCAUCGUUUUAAGGAAAACGAAAUACCUUUGGAUCAUGAUGGACCUGAAACAAAAAUAACCUUCUAUCCAACGAUGUAUUUAAUUCCACAGAAUAAUUCUGAACUGAAGUGGAGAUUGGAACCAUCAUCCUAUGGCACUUUAUGCCCAAAUUGUCAAUCUGAAAUAAUCACUGAUCAGAUUUUUAAUAAUGCUAGAAUCCGUAUACGUCUGGUAUCUGGAUUUGAUGAAGCAUUGAGUAGUUGCGUCCAGUCAAAACUCACCUCUGUUCAGGAUUCCUUGAAUUGUGUGCCACAGGAUUUUCAAGCUGAGACAGAAAUUUGUGCUCAACCAACAACUGAUAUCAUAAUUCCGAACAAUUCUGAUCAGGAAAUGGAUAAUUUGAGAGAAAUAAAAGAUUAUUUCAAUAAACGAUGUAAUAAUUUAGAAUUAUCCAACUCUAUUAGCAAAGAUAUCACUCCACGCCUUUCAUCAAAUAAUGAAACUAGUCUAAUAGACCAAUUACCUCCAUCAUCUAAUCAUCAUCAGCAUCAACAUGUGCUCUAUGAUAAUACAAAUAAUCAAUUAUCUAAUCAUCAUUUGGAGUCUUCAUGUACAAAUUAUAUUAGACGUUCUACACGUCAACGUUUGAAUCCUAAAGAUUUAUUGAUCAAAGUGAAUAGUAGUGAUACACUUCUUAAUGUGAAAGUACAAAUAAUGCAAAUUUUAGGUGUUAUCCCUUCCGAUCAACAUAUUAUGUCAAAUGGUCUAGAAUUUACUGACCAUACGAAAACAUUACAAGAGUUAGGUAUUUGUUCGAAGACUAUCCUCUAUUUAUGGUCAGAUGAUCCAACAUGGGAUCCUAAUCGAACAAGUUUUGAUAAUGGUACAUUCAAGUUAACGACACAAAAGUUGAAAUCAAAUAGUCCAUGUAAAUCAACCUCCGAAUCAAUUCAUACAGAAUCAGGAUUCAAAGGAACACGACUACUUGAAUUUUAA
This is a messenger RNA of Schistosoma spindalis, 3993 nucleotides long. The record is from the annotation of a GenBank genome assembly. NCBI's taxonomy places the organism in Eukaryota, Metazoa, Platyhelminthes, Trematoda, Strigeidida, Schistosomatidae.